AGGUUCGCCUUCAGUUCGCGUUUGGAUAUCGAAUCGGACGGGCCUAUGAUCGCGAGGCGCGCGCAUGCUUUCACGUUUCUCCGUUGAGGCGUUCAAGGGAAAAGUGGUUUGCGCGAAUCUGGCGCUAGACGACGGGAUCCGCCGUCGCUGUGCAGAAUUGUGUUGAAACAAGUUUCGGACGAGCCUUUUCUUCGUUAUUGGAUGUAUUUUUGGGGCCCGCGUGCUCAGCAUCGAAGGGCAAUUUUGGGCGAUUUUCCGCCGCAUGAAGAAUAAUCACCCCGCGCUUGUUAGUUGUGCGAUGCACCGUGUGCAAUUGGCCCCUUUGAAAAUUGAAGAAUACCCAUAGUGUGUCGAAACCUACCGCAUCUUGGCACUUGAGAGGGUGUUAUUUGAUUUUGGAUAAAUUGUGUACCCUUCAAUGCAAGCUGCUAUAUGCGAAGUGAUGGUUUGUGAUUUGAGCCGCCUAACAAUAAGAUUGAGCUAAAGUAUCAUCAUCAUUUUGAAGGUGUCGAGUGUUCAAAAAAUUGAAGAAGAAGCGCACCUUUUCGUUGGUUGAAGGCUUUCGUGACGUGCGCGCAGAUUUAGGUUCAGUUGAAAGUGAGAAAAGUAGGUCUCGUUGAGUGACCGUCGUGAACGUGCAGUCAGCUGGAACUACGCUGGAUAGUGUUUACGACGGGCAGGCAACGUAGUGGUGAUUCACGGUCCACCACCUCAGGGGAGGUCGAUUCGAGAUAAAUUAUUAUCGGCUUUGUCACGUUAAAGUGGUCGAUCUUGCACUUCUCCUGCCUGGUGUUUGUGUUUUUAUGAUAUGCGUUCAAUAACUCGAAUGGAAUUUCCCUGUUCGUAAGAGUGAGUCUACAUGAAUUUAGCAUUUUUGUUCUGGUACUAAGCAGUGAUAUACAGGUGUAUAAGUCAGUGAUAUCACUCGUUUGUUUGUGGGCGCGAUAAUGUGUUAUUCAAGUGCUGUCGUGUGUCGCAGUUAUUGAAUCGACAGAAAGAUAUGAAUUGUUUGUUUGGGCAAGAUAGUGAGUGAGACUUACGUGAUGUUGUCGACAAGAAAACCGGGGCCGCCAGUUCCCCCCAGACCCAGCGCAGCCGCAGUAGCCAGUGCACUGGCCAGACACCGUGAGAACUCUCCAAGCCCCGUUGGAGUUCACACGCUAAAACCACCACAUCCAGGACGUACUGUGGUUUACAAAUCGCCGGGAUUCGAUCAACCGAACAAACCACAGCACAUCAGCCCGAACGGAAGCUUCAAUGCAAAUGGUGACUCAAGGAUUUGUUCGGGUUAUUCACCCAAAAAGACCGAAGUUUACCUUGGCGAUUCGAACGGCCUCUUCGUACCACGUCCUAUUCUGCCGGUUGAUAAUGGGACUAAUCAUCGUAAUAAUGAGACCACUUCCAACCUAGUGAACGGUAAACUAAUGUACACAUCGACCUGCAGUAUAAUUGAAAUCAAUUCUUCCUCAUCAGCGUCGACUUCGGCGUCAUCGUCGCCCAUGUCCACACUUCAGAAGCCAGAAUCCAUCGGCUACAACGAGCGCAAUCAUCAUAAUUCCGCCGACGAGGAAGAUACCAUCACGAGCCAAAAACAACUUAAAAAAUCCCACAAUCAUCGACAUCUGGAUACUCUAGAUGAUGCCUCCGCCAUUAGGCGUAAUUCAUCCGAUGUGAUUGUGAUCAAUUCGACGACCUCGGAGCAUGACAGUGGCACCGAGCAAAAUUCGAUCGACACCAACAGCAUUGCCAGCAGCAAUUCGCUAGAACGGGAAAAUAAUCUUAAAAAUCUCGAAAGCAGACAAGCGCAUAUGACCGAGAUUAUUAUCGGUUCUGGCCCGGAUCAGCUCUGCUCCACCACCACAGUGGUGACCAACGGAACUUCAACGAUCAUCGAAGCUCGAAACGAUGCUCUCCUCACCAGUCGUUCCUCACCGGAACCCAUCAAACAUGUGAUAAGAACCUCAUCCAUCCGGCUCCCCUACCGCCCGGAGCCUGAAGGUGGAGAGCACAUCUCCCCUACGAACGAUCGGAACGCGCCAACCAAAUUGAUCAAUCCCCCGUCGAUCGACCCGAAAACGAUCGAUUCGAAGCUGAGCGAGAAGAAAGUUGCCUUUCAUGAGCUGCUAAUUUCGGAACUAACGGCUAUGAGACAAGCCAGCGGUGCGCAGGAUGGCGCUGCCACGGCCGCCAAUGCUGCCUCCAGGCGACAGCGGUGCCCCCCGGAAACGCGCUCCUCGGCGGAUGUUUCACCGAAUGGAACCGCCAGCCGACCGGCUCGGAUCCGUACCGCGGACUGGAUCGAGGUCGGCGAUAACGGCAAAGAGGUUGUGCUGUCCAGCUGCCAGAUCAGUUUGGAAGAUUCCGGCCUGGAGGACGAGGAGAAACUGGACGAUGCCUCGUCGGGCGUGGGGGAUUCUUGGGAUAGCGUCAAGGAUGCCGAAGAACGCAUCACGAUGUCCCUUCCGGGAUUGCCCCCGCUACCGAAGAGUCUCAGUGGUUUCGAUCUGGCAGGCCAACAGCUUCAAGCUCACCAGCAGCACCAUCUCCUUCAGCAGCAGCAGCAUCAGCAACACCAUCAUCAGUCAUCUAAUCACCAGCAGCAGCACCAUCUACAACCGCCGCAGCAUCAACCGCCCCCACCACCCUCCCAGCAAACACUAUCGCAGCAGCAACAGCUGCUUCCAUCCCUCAAUCACCACCCAACGAAUCCGUUCAUCCCGAUCGGGGUCAAUCUGCAAAGUGUCAGUAUGGCGUCGUUGGUAUCGCAGCACGGCCAAUCUCCAGUCAGUACGGUUAGCAGUGGCAACAGCAUCGCGGCAACGCCAAACAGUGGUUCCAGCAGUGGCAAUGGAAGCAGCAGCGUUCGGAAGCCAACCACCCUCGACACGCAGCUGGCGAUCUUGCGGAGAGAAAUGUACGGUUUACGACAGCUGGAUCUGUCGCUUCUAUCGCAGCUGUGGGCCCUGAACGAGUCAAUCCAGGAAUUCCGCACGAUGCUGCAGGAGCAGGAAACGCUCUCGCCACCCUCGCCAACACCGUCCAACUCGGACGUCAAUUCGGUUUCAUCGGACGACGACGAAGACGAUUCGUCCAACACACAAACGGUCGGUGCGGGCCUGCUGACCACACAGAACCUCAUUGAGUCGGUGGCGGCCGCUUCGGUGCUCAGUUCGUCCCAGUCCAGCCGGAUGAGGGCACCACCGCCUCCGCCGCCCAACCGGAAGGCACCCUCCCGGCCGGUUUGAACGUAAUUUUAAUGUGACGCGAUGAUCCAAAAAAUUGCAAAACAACAACACUCUCUCAUCUUCAAAUUCUAGCCAAUAUUUCAAUUUCAAUUACAUAUUCAAACAUUUUCGGCAUAAAUGCGAUCUCAAACGCAACUGGGAUCUAAAAGCAAGCUAACACAAUUCAGGAGCAAAGGUGACCGUUAGGUAAGCGAUUUUUUUACGGUAAUGCGAAAACGAAAUUAAGUCAAUAGAAUCAGACAAUUCAAUGCAGUGUGUAAAGUAGAAGCGCAAUUUUAUUGCGUGACAAUUCGCCUGUAGAACAAAUCGUAAGAAUUGCAAUUGCUCCCACAUCUCUUGUGUACAUAUUAACAUAACAUAAUUAUAAUAAUGUUCAUUCAAUUGUGACUACACUUAAUUGAAUAAUUAAUUAAUGAUAGGCGAACCAUUGUUUCAAAAUAUUGAAAUUACAGACCCGAACAAGGCUGAGUAAAACACUUUGAAAAAACAAA
Messenger RNA from Armigeres subalbatus, 3736 nucleotides. RefSeq names its product AF4/FMR2 family member lilli-like. Bases 1044 to 3245 code for a protein of 733 amino acids. The record is from RefSeq and is a predicted model, not a curated record. Lineage: Eukaryota; Metazoa; Arthropoda; Insecta; Diptera; Culicidae. The transcript is spliced from 3 exons.